AUGAAUUUAAUAUCUAUCUAUCUAUCUAUCCCUGUCUGUUCAUAUCUAUCUAUCUAUCUAUCUAUCUAUCUAUCUAUCUAUCUAUCUAUCUAUCUAUCUAUCUAUUCCUGUCUGUUUAUAUCUAUCUAUCUAUCUAUCUCUAUCCCUGUCUAUUCAUAUCUAUCUAUCUAUCCCUAUCUCGGUUUCAACUUUUCUUUAACCACGACAUCAUCGGCUGGUCAGCAAGAUGACCACCUCAUCAACAUGCCCAGUGGAAGUGGUCAUCCCUGGACUAACUGUCUUCAUCUUUCUUCUCUUCUCUUUCACUUUCCAUUCCAAGUACUUGAUGGCAAAGUUUCAAGACUAUCUUCCUGUCCCUAUUUCUUGACCAUUGUCCUUUCAUGUCCAGAUGCUCCUGCUUCCCAGCCUCAUGACUCAGCGGGUGAUCUCUCCCUUUUUUAUUUUCAUUCUUCAUUUUCUGUUUUUCCUCACCUGAUUUUUGUUUGUCUGUCUUCUUUUUUUUUCUUUUGCUUUGUGUUUAUUUUUUUUUUUUGCUUUUUUUUUUCUUUGCUUUGUCUGUCUGUCUUUUUUUUUUUUUUUUUUGAUCAUAUUCCUCUCCUCCAUCCAAUUGUUUCUUUCUUUCAGAUAUUCCCUUUUCUUUGUGGAUUGUUUCUUUCUUUUCUUUGCUUUUUGUCUUCUUCUGUAACUUUUCUUUGUCUGCCUGUAAUUUUUUUGUUUUUUUUAGAUUGUCUUCCUCCUCCUCCUCCUUUUCUUUCUUUUUUUUUUUUUUUCUUUUCUUUCUUUUUUUUUCUUUUUCUUUCUUUCUUUUUUUUCUAUUCCUGUUUUAUUUCUUCUUUGCAUUCCUCUUUAUCAUGCAUAGCUAAAAUUUCUCUUUAUUUUUCUGCCUCUGUCUUCUCUUCUUCUUACUUCAAACCUCUCCUUUCUUUUUCUCUUAUUACUCUCCCCACUCUCCUCUUCUUACAUUUGCUCUUUUUCCACUACCCUUCUUUUUUUUAG
Acanthosepion pharaonis is the source of this 996-nucleotide messenger RNA. The record is from the annotation of a GenBank genome assembly. NCBI's taxonomy places the organism in Eukaryota, Metazoa, Mollusca, Cephalopoda, Sepiida, Sepiidae.